GAUGCCUUGAAUCUAUUGGUGCGAGUAUCUUUGUUGUUUGUUUUUUCGGUUUUCGUGUGUUAUAUUUCACGUUUCUGAAUUAUUCUCCGGAAUUUUUUGUUCAAUUCCAUCCGAGAUGAAACAGUUUUUCCAAAAGAACUUUUCAAGUUCGAUUUUGCACCCAAGACCUCGGAAACCCCUGAAAGUGGGAAAAUGGUAUCUAAAAGGAUGGUACAGGAUCAAAAGCAAAUAAGCAAACACCGGAAAAUGGAUUCUGAAUCUAGAAAGGUUGAAGAUUUUUGGCUUCAUCGCAUAAAAUGCUCAAGGACAAGAUUCUUCAUUAAGAUCACGGAUCUUCAAGCCCACAGGCUCGAUUAGAAACAAUAAGUCUUAAAAUCGGAAACGUGCUGAAGUCCAGUAGCUGCCUCACCACCAGCGGACUGCUCUGCUACAUACAGCAGCGCCAGAACAACUACCACCAACAACAACCAAGGACCACAUAAAGUCCCUAGCAUUCAUCAAGACCAAGGCUACAUUCCAUCAAAUUUCCGCCACUACAGGACAUAGCUUCUGGCUGAAGCGGACUCUCCUUAAGAAGUAGUACAAGUCCAGUAGCUGGACAAAAGCCAACAAAACAGUAUGGUGAAAGUUCUGCGUAGGUCAUCACGCACCAAUCCAAUAAAAAAAAAAAGAGUUUAUUUGUAAGGAAAUGCAUUUAUUCUGAACAGAAAUAUGGGAAUAAGCAACAAUUAUCUUUGCCCAGCCACACUACAAGGAUGCAAUGAAUUAUUAAUCCUAGUUGAAAAAUAUCGACAACUGAAAUCACAAAUCGAAGGGAAAAUCGUCUUCCAACGGAACAAAGCUUCCAGAUCUGAGGUAAUCAUACUCAAAUGAAGGACGCAGCUCUUUGACAUUGGAGCGGAAAUCGUGCGGUAAACAAGAAAUGGACUUUUGAAACGAGAUCAACAAGAGACAAAUCAAUCAUCAGAAAAGAAAACAGUAGAACUCUCCUAUAAUCUCCCAACAAAUAAAGCAAUCAAUUCUUUUUCUAUGCGGAAAGGAAAGAAGGGAAUAUUUACAGACCUACAGUUGAUGUAGUUUACAUUACCCUGGUGCUAAAUGUUACCUAUGCAUAUCAUCUUUUUUAAAGCUUCAUUGAUUAUAAUGACAUAAACAAAGAUGAUCACAGUUGCGUACAAAAUCAUGCAAAGAGUUUUCCCCUCAGGGGCUCGUCUUCUUCAGACGAGUACGGGAUUCACGCUCCCGAGGUACUCCAGUGAUCUUUAUUUUAAUUUUUUUAUUUUUCAAUAUAAUUAUGAUUUCUUAAGCUUAAUUUAGUGUACUUCUCUGAAUGCUCAAUCGAUAUACUCUCGAAUUAACUCUUUUAGCUUAAAUGUACAUUGAUUUGCUUGUUUUAAAUUAAUUUCAUAUGCAUUUUAACAUAGUUCUGAAUAGAAAAAAAAUCCGUUCAUAUUUUUGUUGCAAUAUUAAAUUGUAAGUACUAAGUAUCCAAAUCAUUUCUCUUUGUUCCAUUUUCUUUAAAAAAUGAAAAUUUUCUUAGGGAUAAAUUCUAUUCUAAAUUACUUUUCAGUCGAAUUUUAAAUGUGCUAACAUUUUUCUGAAUAAAUCAAAGCUAUAUUUUAAUUUGCAGUGCAAUUACUUCAAUUUCUUAUUAUCGAUGCUGGCUUUACCAGCCCAUACGUUUGCCGUGUAUGGCGUCUCGUAAGGAGGAAAAUGGUGUCCUGGGGUUCCCUGGCGUUCCCUUUGGCCCACGCUUCUCUGUAGACGAGUGGCAGGGGUGAGCCCGCCCUCUGUCAACCGGCUGGUGGCAAUCUCUGUUAAAAACAGGGUUUGCAGCUGGAGGGCUAGUGCUGCAGUUAGAGGUGCCUCGGGUGAACCGACGGAUCCUCACCUCGAAGCUGUAUCACUAUAUCCUGGUGCCACCUCUGAGGCAAGUGCUGAGGCUGGCGGAAGCCAGAGCCGGCAACUGCCUCCCCUGGUAGGGCUCCGAGGUGGGUGGAGGAGCACGAGGAUGAACAAAUGUUCUAUAAUAAUGGAUCCAUUUCAAUCUUCGAGCCCUGAUGGAGGCUUAAAUCCGUCAAUUACUAAAGAAGUGCCAACCGAUGCACUUGACGACAGCAAGGAAACAAUUUCUUCAGUCAAUUUUUCAGCUGAAGCUGAAUCAGGCAAUGAACACGCAGACCCUGAUAAAGAAAAAUGGAAUAAGUUUUUAGAAAGUUUCAUCGCUAAAUUCUCAGAAUACGAAAUGCAGAAGAAUAGGUCUAAUUAUAAUGUGGUUGAUCUAGAGGAUUGGGGCAAACAAGGAAGGACGCAAGGAAUAGCGAUCAGUUCCGAUUCUUUUGGGAUCUUUAUGGAAAAGAUAUCCCACUACGGAUUAGACGAAUACAAUGACAUUAAAAGAAUAAGACCGACAGAAAUGCAACUGAAAGAAUUAAAUAAUGCUCUGAAUUUUACUUUAAACUACCGUCAGGAUAUAUGGUGCAAAGAUGAGAAUAUAUUUGUGAAAGGAAAUUACGUCAGUUUGCUAGAAAUCAUGGAUUAUGGAACAGAUAGGCUAGGUGCCAAUAAUAAUUGCGGAAAUUACUUAGAUCAAUUAAAGGCAGGAAAGCUGAAAAUGUUAAAUAUUUUUGCUCUUAAUACAGUUUUCAUUGAUCGCGAUAUAUCCUAUCCACUCAAUUUGAUAUCUCAGAAGUGGGAAGUGAUAGGUAACAGAAGGUUAGACCUGAAGGGUGCUGAAGGCCCUCCUCACGUGAAGCCCGCGGCUCCGGAUGGAACAUGGAGAAAAAAAAACGGAGAGCACGGUAAGCCAGGACUUCCAGGCAAGCCCGGUGGUACAGUCUUCGGAAUAGGUUCGACAUUCGUAAAUGGUGCAAACUUAACAAUUUCUGUUAAUGGCGGGAUCGGUGGUCCAGGGCAAAGGGGAGGAAAUGGGGAUUUCGGUGACUCUGGACCUAGUGCUUACCCACCGAAUCAGUCUGGUAAUCUUGAGGAAGUUUUAUCAUACGGAGUGACAGUCGACGGUUUCAAGUGGGAAAAAACAUAUUAUGUAAAGUACGAUGCUAGCGAUUCCUUUCAUUUAGCUAGAGAAAGGAUGUCUGGAUUUCAUCCUUUUGAUAUUUUUUUCCACGAAGCUUACAAGUUUUUCGGAAAAACUGGGGAGAAAGGUGGAGACGGUGGAAGUGGAGGAAAAGGCGGAAAGGGGGGUAAACCAGGCAGCAUCACAUUGAUCGAAUUCGGCAGUGCUUCGAAGAUAAAAGAGCAGAUGGAUUACGGAGAAGAAGGAGCAAUUGGAAAAGGGGGUUCCGGAGGAAAAAGUGGAAAAACUGGAGACGAUCUGAUUGCGCGCGUUUAUGUUCAAAGGCCUAUUCAAAUCCUGCGAUUGCAAGGAAGGAAAGACUAUCUUUGGUGGGUGCCGAAAGAGUACAUCCCGAAUAACAGCUACUUAGGUCAAUCAGGGAAAAACGGUGUGGACGGCGAUAAUGACGUGGGAAGGCAGGAGCCUGAAUCGGGAGCUGCUGUGGAUGGAAUGGACAGCAUUUUAAAUGAAUAUAAAAUUUUCAUAAGAGAAAAUUUAGCUAAUAACCUUAUUAAAGCUGAACUUCUCCAGUUCCUUUAUCAUUUAAACAACAACAGAAACGUCACCGACUUUUACCAGACAUUAGGACUCGUCGGUGAACUGACAGGAUUGGAAGAACAGUUUCCGAAAUUGCACGACGAUGUGGAUUUCGCUCCCUUUUACGAGUCGUUGUUGAACCGGACAAGUGAAUACGGAAAAAACCCGAAAGAGGGAGAGGAUUCUCGCGAACAUAAGAAGGUUCUAAAUUAUUUGUACACGACCACUCUAGGCAGAAUGUGCAACUUGAGGGAGGAGCCCGAGACCAAUUUGGUAGUCAAUAUCGGUGGAUACCUGGACUUGGUGAAAAAGGACAUAGAAGUCCUGAAAGAGUUGCAGAACCAAAGCAACAAGGCAAACAUAAUCAAUAAGUAUAAAGAAAAUUACAAAACCAGUGUUGACAAAAAUAUAGAUGAGGCUAAAGCUUUUAUUCAAAAGCAGAUUACUCCUGAAAUUGGCAAUAUCGGAAAAGAAAUUGACAACAAAGUCGAUUUAUUAUUAAAAGAGAUAAUGAAACUUCAAGAAAAAGCUGAAGAAGAAAAAGAAACUUUAAUUCAGAAAAGAAAAGAACUGGAAAGCACAUUGGCUCUCGGAGGAUUGUUCAGUGGUCUGCAAAUCUUUGGCCAAGUGGUGAGUUUCUUAGGUCCGAUUGGAACAGCUGUUGGAUCCGUUAUAGAAACAACAACCUCAGUGGCUGAUUCCUUAAUUUUAAAUAACGCUAGCCCGAGACUGCUUUUCGCGCCAAACAUCAUGCCGGAUCUCAAAUCUUUGGCUAAUCAAGUCAAAACAGUUAAAAUUCAAAAAAUUGUGUACCUUGAUAACUUAAUCCAAGAAAUUUUGCAAAAUGUAAAAAACAGUCCCGAAAAAUUGGAAGAUAUAACCGUUAGUUUGCAAAAAAUUAAAGUCAAGUUGGCGAAUGUUCGGGACGAAAACUUCAAUGUGAAAGAAUUGAGCGCGAUCGAAAUGGAAUUGAAGCAGGUAUUGAAGAAAAAAGAAGAUGACCUCAUAUCAGAGAAAGACGAUCCCAAAGAAAAGAAUUCAAAAGCUCUUGCCAUAGUAGAAAAAUUCAGCCAAAUUGUCAAAUUGGGUCCGCAGAUUUUGGAUGUUUACAAAAGAUACAAAGGCGACCAAUCAAAAAUGGAUACUCUGAAUAGCGCUAUAACGCAGGCUGAAAACAAACUUCAACAACUGAAGGCAUAUGAAGAAAACAUAUACAAUACGUUUAUCCCAAUGCUUCAUAAUUUGGAGACUAGUCUUUACGAUACAGCGGGAAAACUCAGUAACAAAUCCCAAGUCAGUCUGGAUGUGACUAAGUGGCAAGUACAAAGUACGUUGAAAGACAUAAAGCUGCAAAUUCAGAAGGCUACAGAUGGGUUCGAGGUAAAGGAAAAUUUAGCACGCUGCAUAGAAAAACUGGAGGAGGUAAUGACAAGUCUUAUAAAUAUUUACGACCGCAUACAGAAUUAUCAAGAACAACAGAAACUGGCGAGUUAUAUCGCAGACAUCAGUUCGGUUGCAGCAAGCAACAUCCAUAUUACUGAUCCUCUACUGAUUAAUGCUACAAAUCGCAUGGAAGAAACAAUAAGGUCUAAUCUCGUCUUAAUGGAAUACAAAAGAGCUCUCGACGCAUUCAAACAAUGGGUAUUUCCAUUUGCGGAAUACUACCUGGGAAAAUUUGUGUUGCCAUCACACCUGAAACUAGACAAAAAUAUCGAAGAUUUGGUGACUAACGCUGCUAACCAAAUAGAAAUUAUGAAACAGAAAAUAGAUUUAUAUAAAAUAUCUGUUAAAAAUACCGACAAGUACAUACAAAAUGGUGAAUUCAGCAGUCGCUGGAAGUCCACCGAUCCUUUCUUCGUGUGGAAGAAUGAGAACUACAAAGACGAAAUAUCUAAGCUCUUGUCAGGACAGGAGGUUGUCCUGAAGGCGGACGUAAGGAGCUCUGCACCCGACAAAGACGCGAUUAAAUUCAGUGUCAUUGAGCUUAUCUUCAAGUCUCGAAACGAAACGUUGCAACCUCGACUCUCUGAAGCCUUGACAUAUUUUGAUAUCAGAGCGACACACCUGGGUAAUUCCCACUACAGAUAUGCCGACGAGGUUUACUUGAUUACCAGCGACAGCCAAACCAUCUUAUAUUCCUACGAAAAGAAUUCUGUGGGCGAACCUGUUAGGAAAAACAAUGUGUUUGACAAAAUCAAAUCGGGUGAUUUGAUGCUCAGCCCGUAUGCCUUGUGGGAAUUUAAGCUACGAAACUCUACAAGCAAAAGUUCUUUCGCCGAAAUAGGGAUUUUUAAAGACGAAAUCGAUUUAGAAUUAUCAGGGUAUGGCAGCUAUGUGCUGAGAGAUGUCGACUUGUUUAGCGUAAUAGGAAACACAGAGAAGAAAAUCAAAAAGAAUGCUGGAUACUCUGUCACAGCGUUUGAAGAAGACAGAGAGAAAAGUAAUCAAAGCCAUGCAAGUCUAUUAAAGACCGAUGGAAGUUAUAUGACUAACGGCGCCUCUAUUGGUUUGUCAUCCCCGGUCAAUUAUAUUUCUAAUUUGCUAAAGACAUAUAUUCUGUCAAAUGCAAUGUUUUCUGUGCAUCGAAUAUUUUUCAGUAAAAAAUUAGUUCUGGAAAAUAAGAACAAUAAUAUCGGCAUUCAGAACGGUGCAACGGAAGAUUUAAUGAAAUUAGAAGACUAUGACUCUGAAAGUAAAUUCCAAAAUACAGACGUCAGAACGCGUGAAAUAGAAAAGGAGACCACUGAAAUGAUUUCCGAAUGCAGUGCAGCAAAUAAAUCAGUUUCAUCUGCGGAAGAAAAUAAUCCAGGAAACGAUGCCAUGAAACAAAAAGUACACCUUAUCAGAAUGUGUGGUGAUUCAAAAGAUCACGGUGAUCGUUCAGAUACACGUCUAUUGCUCGGAAAUCAGGAAUUACAAAGCAACCAUCUGAAUCAUUUGCCAGAUAUCAAUUGCUCUUUAUUGCUGGCUGAUUUAAUUUCCCGGACCAUUUCAGGAAAGAAAUAUAUAACUGCACUCGAAGAAUCAUUGCUAUCGCCACAGGAAAUGAUCCAAAAGAAAUUAAAUAAUCUAACUACUAUGGGAAAUGAAGGGGAUAUAAAGCAACACCUGCACCUGCUGUCAUCAGAAGUUGAUGGCAGGGAAAACAGUUGGCUGAACAGAGCAAAAAGAUAUUUCAGAUCAGCAUUUCAAUUUUUUGGCAUGAAUAAAAUCGGAAGUCCUGAAGACUACGUUCAGGACAUAAGAAAUCUAUUUAGUACGAAUCCUUAUUAGGGAGUAAAUGAAAAUUACAGUGAUAAUUAAAGCUGACAGGAAACGUUAUAAAUCUUAAAAUAUUAAUCCAAUUAUUCAUUAAAGUGUCUGUCAGUUAAAUGUAACUGCUUUGCUUCGAGAAUGUAUGUAUACAAACUGAUUCGAACCGAACUGAAAUUCAGCAACAGAUAAGUUAGUUUCCUCAUGUAAUAGCCUAAGUAAAUACAUGCCAUAAAUUAAAGAAAAUCUUAACUUGUUAUAAAAACAAUAUUUAUAUUUUACAGCCUUAUAUUACUUACGACCAAUGAAAAUCUCUCAAAUGCAAAAUAAAAAUAAACUCUUGUGUUAUCAAAAAGUUAAUUAUCCAAGAAUUAAUUAGAAUUAACAAAAAUUUUAGCUUUCUUUUUUACUUAAAAAUGCUUCGCAAUUUUUUCUUUCUUUCUCUUUCUGUUUAAAUGAAGCGACCGAAUGGAAACACACAAUGAAGAAGUUUUUCAUAAAUAAAAAAUGAAAUAAAUCGUUAUUUUUUGGACGACAUUUAAUAACUGUCUUAGGAUGCCUAAAAUAACUGAAAUUAAAAAUUUCAUCAGUAAAAUAUUCACAACCGUACAGGAUUGUUUGAAAUGCUUGCUUAAAUAUUUUUUUAAUUAUAAUUAAAAAAAUGCAUAUAAUUAUUUUACUUUUCAUUUUUGUAAAAGAAUUUCUUGAUACUCUUUAAUACCAAGCCAAUCAUUAUUUGUUUUAACCAAGAGAAAUGCAUAAAACCAUGCUUAGUACUUAAGUCUGAUGUCAUGUUACAUUUUUUUUUGACAUACGAUAUAGAAUUUUUAUGUAAAAAUUUUCAAUGUCAAUAAUUUCAAUUUUUUCGAAGUGCUUUGGUAGAAUUUUCUCUUUAUGCAUACAUUUUGAAUGUCUACAUACCUUCUCGAAUCCACAGAACAAAAUGUAAGAAUAAAUCUGAAAGUUUGUGAAA
This is a messenger RNA of Argiope bruennichi, 7838 nucleotides long. RefSeq lists its product as uncharacterized. Lineage: Eukaryota; Metazoa; Arthropoda; Arachnida; Araneae; Araneidae. The record is from RefSeq and is a predicted model, not a curated record. The transcript has 4 exons. The coding region runs from base 2012 to 6886 and encodes 1624 amino acids.